This is a messenger RNA of Xenopus tropicalis (tropical clawed frog), 1199 nucleotides long. RefSeq lists its product as uncharacterized. Bases 126 to 785 code for a protein of 219 amino acids. The record is from RefSeq and is a predicted model, not a curated record. Lineage: Eukaryota; Metazoa; Chordata; Amphibia; Anura; Pipidae. Gene Ontology annotation, cellular component: nematocyst. The transcript is spliced from 3 exons.
GAAGUCAGAUAUAUAUAUGUAUAACUCUCACAGAGGGGAGAGACUUUAUACUUCUGUUUCAAUUUGAGAAUCAACAGAGAAGAAGGCAGCGACACACUGAGUCGGGGAGGGGAACCCAAGGCACCAUGCAGACAUCAAUGGACAAAUUACUUUCCAAAGUGGAUUCUGAAAAAUGCGUGGGCAUCGAAAUAUCCAACAAGAGCAGUUCUAUCAUCUUAUCGUGUCCAAGCAGCUAUUGUGACAGUGGCUUUGUGCAUUACCCGCCCAGCCCCAGCAUCUUACCUGGCACCGUGGAGCACUGCAAGUUUCUGGAAACACCGGCAACAGACAAUGUCACCGUGGACCACUGCAAGAUUGUGGAACCAGCAUCAACAGCCUAUGGCCACGUGACGCACCGCGUGACUUUUAUACCACCAACACCAGCCUCUGGCACCGAGGGAGUCCUCACUUAUAAAUUAUCUGGAAAAUACAUCAUAGCAAUCUUCUUUUCUAACCCUUACAGUAUGAUUUCACAUAGGGUAGAUUUUCUGCUGAAGAUCUAUACUGACACUGGUAAACCCAUCAAAAAUGUUUACAAAGAGAUGAAAGAUGAAAGUGAUUCCAACCAUUUCUUGAGCCAUUGUAAUUCUGGCAAUGAGACACAGACCUUUGAAGUUUCAAAUGACAAUGUAAGGGUUUUAGCUACAAUGACAAAUACCACAAAGGCUGUUGUAAGAGUACAUAUUCUAGAUAACAAUGUGGGUAAAAGUGACGAUUGCCGUAGGCACAGCUCUUUGCCUCCAUAAUCCAGCUUGCAGUACAACACUCAUUUUUACACUGAACUGUUCCUUUAAUCAAGCAUUUGCCAAUCUGUUAGCUUCAAUGCAGAAGAACAGAGCAUUAUAUUUUUCUAUAAAAUAGGCUUCCUAUACUGUACAUGCCCACUGAAAUAUAUGUUAAAGAAAUGAUAAACUUUUUAACUGUACUUUAAAUUACAUUUUAAUGUAUAUUAGGAGCCAUUUUCAUUAAUGCGCAUGUACUGAGCACUUGCCCCCCAGGGGUUGCUGCAUUCUGCCUGCCCCAGCUUGGAUUGAACAAGCCAGGAGGGUAGAGGCCUGUGGCUAUUCUUUAAUGUGUACCCAUCAGUGGAACAUUGUUUACCCCACUGGAAGUGCAGGUUAAUAGAGCCCACACUCUGGUUGGGGGAAAAAAUACCAUUU